Molecule: messenger RNA, 2564 nt
Organism: Ziziphus jujuba (common jujube)
Lineage: Eukaryota; Viridiplantae; Streptophyta; Magnoliopsida; Rosales; Rhamnaceae
Product: protein ROOT HAIR SPECIFIC 17
Exons: 10
Coding region: 243-2063 (606 amino acids)
Source: RefSeq, a predicted model, not a curated record
CAUAUAUAUUUGGUUUAUUAUUAUUAUUAUUACUUUAAAUUUGUUUGAAAAAUAAAUAAAAAAAUGGUGUCGUUGUUAUAGCAAAGCGAGAGUGCGCGAGACCUCUUCUUCGUUGCCUUCGCCGUACUUAGUUUUUUCUUCAAUUUCUCAUUCGAAAAAAUACUGAGUCUCUCACACUCACAUUUUGCUUUGCCAAAACGUUUUCCGAUUUCUCUCUCUCUCUCUGUCUAUACAUAUAUACGAUGAAGAAGAAGAAGAGAGAUAACAGCAACGUCAUCGCCGGAAUAUUCCUCGGCGCAACUUUCAUUCGCCGGCAACGGAGUUUCCAUGGCCACAUGUGGCCGUUGAUAUCGGCUUUCUUCGGUUUUCUUCUCCUCCUCCUCGUUUCCUUUUCUCUGCUUGUUCCUUCUCCGAUACUCCAUAGCCAGAAUCAUCACCUCUCGCUUCUUCGUCAGCCUCGCCACCACUCUUCACAUGACGAAGUUGCCGCGGAGCUCCGAUCGAAUUUGGAUCCGGAUACGGUGUUUCGUGUUCCGGCUGGUGGAGGGAGUUUUGGCCGUGAUUUAUGGAGAACGACGCAAUCGGAAUUGUACUGUGGUUGCAGUAAUGCCAGCCGAAAUUUCGCAAGUGCUAAUGUGAAAACGCAUCCCAAUCGUUACCUUUUGAUUGCUACUAGUGGUGGCCUAAAUCAACAAAGAACAGGGAUAACAGAUGCUGUGGUUGCGGCUUAUAUUUUAAAUGCUACUCUUGUUGUUCCCAAGUUGGACCAGAAAUCUUUUUGGAAGGAUACUAGUAAUUUUGCUGAUAUCUUUGAUGUGGACCGUUUCAUAUCAUUCCUCUCCAAAGAUGUUGAAAUCAUUAAGCAGCUUCCGGACAAAGGAGGGAAACCUUUGACUCCACGUUCUAUGCGUGUUCCAAGGAAGUGCACUCCAAAAUGCUACCAGAAUCGUGUUUUACCUGUUCUUAUCAAAAAGCAUGUGGUUCAGCUCUCUAAGUUUGAUUACAGGCUUUCAAAUAAGCUGGAUAAAGAUUUACAAAAGUUGAGAUGUAGGGUUAACUAUCAUGCUUUGAAAUUUACUGAUUCCAUUCUUGAAAUGGGGAAAAAGUUAGUUGAAAGGAUGAGGAUGAGAAGCAAGCAUUUCAUUGCCCUCCAUUUAAGAUUUGAACCUGAUAUGCUUGCAUUCUCUGGAUGUGAUUAUGGUGGUGGAGAAAAAGAAAGGCAAGAACUUGGCGCAAUUCGGUCAAGAUGGAAAAGUUUACAUGCAAGUAACCCCGACAAAGUACGAAGAAAUGGUAGAUGCCCUCUCACUCCAGAGGAAGUUGGCCUUAUGCUUAGAGCGUUGGGUUUUGGAAGUGAUGUUCACUUGUAUGUGGCAUCAGGUGAAGUAUACGGAGGUGAAGAGACAUUGGCACCGCUCAAAGAGCUUUUCCCGAACUACCAUUCUAAAGAUACAUUAGCAAGUAAAGAGGAGUUGGCACCAUUCUCAUCUUUCUCUUCUCGCAUGGCUGCACUGGACUUUAUUGUUUCCGAUGAAAGUGAUGUUUUUGUCACCAACAACAAUGGCAAUAUGGCUAGAAUGUUAGCUGGAAGAAGGAGAUACUUUGGGCACAAACCAACAAUCCGUCCAAAUGCUAAAAAGCUAUACAAAUUGUUCAUGAAUAGAAAUAACAUGACAUGGGAAGAAUUUGCUUCGAGGAUUCGUACUAAUCAGAUUGGAUUCAUGGGAGCUCCAAAUGAGGUCAAGCCAGGAAGGGGUGAGUUUCAUGAAAAUCCAUCAUCCUGCAUAUGUGAACUAUCAGCUGCAAAGGCUAAGGAAAUUGCAAAUCCUGAAAACCAGAAUCAUGACAGCCAUAAGAUAGACAAAGACGACAUCACAGAUAAAGAUACCAGUGAUUCAACAGAUGGACAUAUAUCUGAUGACGAGCAAGAUUGGUCUGAGAUGGAUUACAUGGACAAUGCAAGUAGGCUUCAAGGGAAAGGACAACCUAAUGCAACAGAUUCAGAUUCUGGUUUCGUACUUAAAUCUGAACUAUCGGAGUUGGACGAGUUCUUUUCAGACUGAAUAAGGGAAUCAUUUUUUACCUAUUGACAAGUAAUAUGCUCUCUCUAACCAGAUUCUUUGGGUCUAAUUAUAACUCCAUAUGCCAGCUCGCUUCUAAUUAAGAAUCUUGCAUUCCUUUUGCUGAACUAGCAGUGACACUGAUGAAAGCACUUUCACUUUGUAUAUAUAUAAAGACAUUGGGCGUCGAGCAGUGAAAUUUUACUAGACACCUGCAUACGUCAAAAUGGGAGCUCACACAGAUCAGAUAUUGAAGAUUAUUGUACAGUAUAAAACUCAGCCUUUUGGUGAGGAUAAAAAAAAUUUCUCUUUUAUUAUUAUUAUUUUUUUUUAGUUUUACUUGUCGAUUCAUGAUUCUUGCCGUAAGGCAGGAAUGUUUUUAUACAACAGGGUAAAUGGGAAAGAGGGUUGGAAUUGUUUGGAAUUUUAGAACUAGAACCUUUUAUAUUCGUCUUUGUUGUCCUUUAUAUAUAUAUAUAUAUAUAUAUUGUUUUUGUCUCUCAA